GGCUCGCUCGUUCGGUCGAUCGGUGCACAACGACGACGGCGUAGGCGCCUAGCUACGACCCCACGCUGACACGUAUAGGGCCCAGACACAGUUGUACCGCCACCUGCGCCGCUCCAAUCUCCUCCUGCCUCGCUCGCCGCAUCGAUCCACUCCAGCUCCUCUCUCUUCGACCUCCAGCACAGUCCAGAGAGACUCCCUUUAUACACGCGCCUCGCUCGUUCCCCCGCCAGCAGCCAUAGCCCAUAGCUCGAUCAGUCGUUUCAUGGUCUCCGGCACCGUUCAUGGGACAUGCCUCCAUCACUCUCCUCCCUCCGCUCCCUCUUCACCAGGACGCUGGGCCUGGGCUCGGGCGGCGCCGAGCACAGCGGGGAUGAGGAGUCUCAGGCCGGCGGCGGGCCCGUGCCGUCGGGUGGCAGCCGGCCGGUGGCGGGGCCUCCGGGGGAGUGCUACGCGUGCACGCAGCCCGGGGUGCCGGCGUUCCACUCCACGACGUGCGACCAGGUGCACUCGCCGGGCUGGGACGCCGACGCCGGCUCCUCGCUAGUGCCCGUGCAGGCGCAGCAGCUGCGGGCGCAGCCGCUCCCGGGGGCGGCCGCCGUCGCCGCCGCGCGGUGGCUGUUCGGGCCGGUGCUGGACCCGCGGAGCAAGCGCGUGCAGCGCUGGAACCGCUGGAUCCUGCUGGGCCGCGCGGCGGCGCUGGCCGUGGACCCGCUCUUCUUCUACGCGCUCUCCAUCGGCCGCGCGGGGCGGCCCUGCAUGUACAUGGACGCCGGGCUCGCCGCCGCCGUCACCGCGCUGCGCACCUGCGCCGACGUGGCCCACCUCGCCCACGUCCUCGUCCAGUUCCGCCUCGCCUACGUCUCCCGCGAGUCGCUCGUCGUCGGCUGCGGCAAGCUGGUCUGGGACCCGCGCGCCAUCGCCGCGCACUACGCCCGCUCCCUCAAGGGCCUCUGGUUCGACCUCUUCGUCAUCCUCCCCAUCCCCCAGAUCAUCUUCUGGCUGGUUAUACCAAAGUUAAUCAGAGAAGAGCAAGUUAAAGUUAUCAUGACGAUACUGCUGCUCAUAUUCGUAUUGCAAUUUCUCCCCAAGGUGUACCAUAGUAUAUAUAUCAUGAGGAAAAUGCAGAAGGUGACAGGUUACAUCUUUGGAACAGUAUGGUGGGGAUUUGGUCUGAAUCUAUUUGCCUAUUUCAUUGCUUCUCAUAUUGCAGGUGGGUGUUGGUACGUUCUUGCGAUUCAGCGCGUUGCCUCCUGCCUCCAAUCGGAAUGCGAGAUAAAAAACAACUGCAAUUUGAUGUCACUGGCUUGCUCCAAGGAGAUGUGCUUUCACUUCCCUUGGUCAUCAGAUAUGACUGCAUUGGCAUGCGAUACGAACUUAACUUCUUUCAGCCAACAAAAUGUGCCGGCCUGUCUAAGCGGCAAUGGCGCCUUUGCUUAUGGAAUCUACAAGGGAGCCCUUCCUGUUAUCUCGAGCAAUUCACUUGCUGUCAAAAUUCUCUAUCCCAUAUUCUGGGGCCUCAUGACCCUCAGUACUUUUGGCAAUGAUCUUGAGCCCACGAGCAACUGGCUUGAGGUGAUCUUCAGCAUCAUUAAUGUACUCAGCGGGCUGAUGCUCUUCACGCUACUCAUCGGAAACAUACAGGUAUUCUUGCACGCCGUGCUGGCGAGGAAGCGGAAGAUGCAGCUGCGGUUCCGGGACAUGGAGUGGUGGAUGAGGCGGCGGCAGCUGCCGUCCCGGCUGCGGCAGCGGGUCCGCAAGUACGAGCGCGAGCGGUGGGCGGCCAUCACCGGCGACGAGGAGAUGGAGAUGAUCAAGGACCUGCCGGAGGGCCUCCGGCGGGACAUCAAGCGGUACCUCUGCCUGGAGCUGGUGAAGCAGGUGCCCCUGUUCCACGGCAUGGACGAGCUGAUCCUGGACAACAUCUGCGACCGGCUGCGGCCCCUGGUGUUCUGCGGCGGCGAGAAGGUGAUCCGGGAGGGCGACCCGGUGCAGCGCAUGGUGUUCAUCCUGCAGGGGCGGCUGCGGAGCACGCAGCCGCUGACCAAGGGCGUGGUGGCGGAGUGCGUGCUGGGCGCCGGGAGCUUCCUGGGCGACGAGCUGCUGUCGUGGUGCCUGCGGCGGCCGUUCGUGGACCGGCUGCCGGCGUCGUCCGCCACGUUCGAGUGCGUGGAGGCGGCGCAGGCCUUCUGCCUCGACGCGCCGGACCUGCGGUACAUCACGGAGCACUUCCGCUACAAGUUCGCCAACGACAAGCUCAAGCGCACCGCGCGCUACUACUCGUCCAACUGGCGGACGUGGGCGGCCGUCAACGUGCAGCUCGCGUGGCGGCGGUACAGGGCGAGGGUGAUGGCGACGGCGGUGCUCCCGCCGCCGCCGGCCGGCGCGGCGGGGCCCGAGGACGGGGACCGCCGGCUGCGCCAUUACGCGGCCAUGUUCAUGUCGCUCAGGCCGCACGACCACCUCGAGUAGGCUCGGGACCGAUCGGGGGGAUGGAUGCAGAGGGACCAUGGUUUGUACAAUGUGUAUCUGUCACGUUGUACCUGACAAGGUUCGCCAUUUAUUAAGGAUGAUCAGUACAAUAA
Aegilops tauschii subsp. strangulata is the source of this 2582-nucleotide messenger RNA. RefSeq names its product cyclic nucleotide-gated ion channel 2. The record is from RefSeq and is a predicted model, not a curated record. NCBI's taxonomy places the organism in Eukaryota, Viridiplantae, Streptophyta, Magnoliopsida, Poales, Poaceae.